ACGAUUAGCAUAGAACGGUAUAUUUACCUUUCCCUUCCCGCGAGACGUCAGAUCCACUGAUUACAUACCAUUGGAUUAAAUCAGAUACGAUACAAUUGAUUUAGAUUACACACAGACACAACACAUCUUUACAACACAUACCAUUGAUUUGAAGAAUUUGUGAAUCCCGUUGAAGACUCCUGUGAAUACGUUUUAUUGAAGAAUAUCCUGGCUGGUUUUCUCUCCCGCCCUCCGAGGGCCUGCGUUCCAUUGUGAAUUCUGCCCUGCGUUGACUUCAUCGCUAGCCCUCCCUCAUCCAGAGACGGUUGCCGAUAGGAGACUUUGCUGACAGGACCGAACACACAGAGAACGGUCUGGGAAACUCUGUUUGCAGGAGUGAUGCCCACCAUGGCCAGUGUAAAGCUGUCCAUGGGUCAGCCCAUCGUCACUCAUCCCCACUAUGAGGACGCUGGUCUGAGGGAGAGAACCAAGCUGGUCUACUCCAUGUACAGCGGCAUGUCUGGAGAAACUGUGAAGAGAAAUCUAAUGAAGCUGGGAGUGGACUUCUUUGUCCUGGAAGAUUCCUGGUGCAACAGGAGAACCAGGUACCACAUCACCACCAGCCGGGGUGUAGCAUGCCAGAAAUUUGGGACAUUGAGGAUCCCCAAAAUAAUAAAUCAGCUGCCUUCAGCCUCAUGUUUGCCUCUCACCAGUUGGGGCUCGGUAACCAUAGACUUCCACUUCGCAGAGUGAAAGGAUCUUCUGUAAACCAGGCAGAACCACAGUCACAUAACGUCCCUCCACACGUCUGGCAAAAGGUAUUGUUAAAGUCCUGCCUGCUGGUAUUUCUUUAAUUGUAGCAACCCUAAAAGAGAGAGAGAGAGAGAGAAAAAGCAGAGCAAGAAUUUGUUUUAUAAUUGUAGUACUUGACAGGUUGAUACGAAGAAAUAAUAGGCAGCCAUUUUUCCAACAAACUAAACAUCUCAUCAUCUCUAGCCACUUUAUCUUGUUCUAAACUAAGCAUAUAUCAUUUAAUUUAAAAUGUCAGUCAUUUAUAUUUUUUUAAUCUCACUUGUCAUAAAUUAAAUAUAUUUCUUGUGUCUUGGUGUCUGUAACGCGGCUGUGACAAACCAGACGCUCGCAGAUUAAGAAUAAACUCAAGGUUUUAAUGGGCACAGUGAGAGGAGACAAAUGUACAAUAACCAGGCCAGGUCAAUACCGGGAAAUCCAACAAAGUAGUGAGGGCUAAACAAAUCGAGGUCAUGAAACGGGCAAUAGUCCAAGAACCGGAAAUCAGGAAAAAACAGGGGCUAGGCAACUCAGAGUCGAGAAACAGACAAAGAUCGAGAAACGAGCAGAUAAACACAAGGGCUCGGCGAAACCAGAAGGCAAAAUGGGUCAUACACGGAACCGCAAUCAGAAAUAUAACCACUCACGGAAAUGUGGAGGCAUUACUAUGCAAUGAACAAAACAAACAGGGGGUAUAAAUACAGACAUAAACAAAAAGGUACAGGUGAUUAGAUUAGAUUAGAUUCACUUUAUUCAUCCCACAUCAGGGAAAUUCACGUGUUACAGUAACAAGAAAAUGUCAAACAGAUAACAAAUAAAACUGAAAUAAAAAUUAGACAAACGAAGGAUUAAAUACAGAGGGCUCAAUUAGAACUCAGGGGAGCCACUCCUAGGAAGUGGCUCGGGGUUGGCUGAUGGAGUGCACGUGGUAGUGUCAGGUGUGUGAGUGGGAUUGUGGGAAGUGGAGUCCAGAGUGUUAGGUGAGCCCGGGAGCGUGACAGUGUCCCUGCUGCAACAUGUUAUCUAAAUAAACGACAAUCAGCUGAUGGCAGAAAAGAGUUUCACUCAUGCAGACACAGUUUUAUAAUUAUAACCGAUUUUUAAAUUUGGUUUAAUAUCACACACUUAUAGUCUAUCUGCAUCAGAUGGUAAGAAAAUUAAUGGACAGUUGAGUCAGAUGUUUUUGGUAAGUCUGUAUAUUCACUUACACUGGGUUUACAGCACCGUUGUGUACCAAAGAGUUGCCGAUGUGAAUCUCUGCUCCAUUGAUCCUUUCUGCACAACAAUCUCCUCUGUUUGUGAUGGCAAUGGAGGUGACGAUGUAAGACUCCAGCAGGUCCACUCUCCACCAAGGAUUGUUCUGUUGAAUUGUGUGGGUGCAUGAUCCGGCUAUCGAGUUAGAGUCACGGUUUCCAUCAAUAGCACAGUAGGCGGCUCCAGUAAAAUGCCCUGUCCGGUAGGACUGGGUCGCUUUUCCACGCAAGGCCACAUUUUCUAUGAAUGAUGUGAAAUACACAUUACACUAUUUCCAUUAUAUAUUUUUAAUCUAUUAAAUCAAUACAAUAACUGAUCUUUUGGGCUCCUAUAACGCAGCAGAAACAAGUUGUAAACGCAACAUUGACAUAACCUCAACUUAAAAAGUUGGUGAUAAGUUCUUAGCAAACAGUUGCUUAUUUACACAUCCAAUAAUUAUAGAGCAAAAUUAUCAUUUAUUUGGAGUUGUAUUUUGACCACCUCUCUUUAAACCCUGUUUUUGAUCUCCACCAACUCCUGAGGGAAAUAUCUUGCUCUUUAGCUGCAAAAUGCUCCACUAUGUUCACCAGUAGGCAGUGUUUGUCUAAAGUUUGGUCCUGAGCAGGAAGUGUACAGUGGGUUUUUAGAGCUUUUUCAAUGAAAACAGCUGCAGACAAAAAAAUGACACCAUGAAAACAGUGAACUAAGGCAGCCAAUUUUUUGGACCACACAGCAGAACAAUGAGCUGAAGCUCAAUAAAAAGUUCUUUAAAGCUUUGGGGGAGUUGCAGAUUAAAACGAUAUAUCAUGAAAAACUAUUGAUUGUAACGGCUUUAACUACCUCACUUGGCUCAAAUAUUAAAAUUAUGUUUACAUGUUAAUGUAUCGGGGUGGCACAGUGGUGUAGUGGUUAGCGCUGUCGCCUCACAGUAAGAAGGUCCUGGGUUCGAGCCCCGUGGCCGGCGAGGGCCUUUCUGUGCGGAGUUUGCAUGUUCUCCCCGUGUC
Messenger RNA from Neoarius graeffei (lesser salmon catfish), 3005 nucleotides. RefSeq names its product probable C-mannosyltransferase DPY19L1. The record is from RefSeq and is a predicted model, not a curated record. Gene Ontology annotation, cellular component: nuclear inner membrane. NCBI's taxonomy places the organism in Eukaryota, Metazoa, Chordata, Actinopteri, Siluriformes, Ariidae. The transcript has 6 exons. The coding region runs from base 379 to 732 and encodes 117 amino acids. Gene Ontology annotation, molecular function: mannosyltransferase activity.